AUGGAAUAUUUUCGUUACUAUCGUAGUUGGAUGUACGAUAGAACGUUACCAGGCAGACGUGGACUUACGGCAAAUUUUGAGGAAGGAGUUAAGGGGUUUAUCACGUGGGCAUUUGCACAAGAAUGUUGUCGACGUGAAGGAGGAGUGAGAUGUCCUUGUCUUAAAUGUGAAUGUAGAUCUAUAAUUAGUGACCCAGAGGAAGUUGAACGUCAUUUGAAGAGGAAAGGUUUCAUUAAAAAUUAUUGGGUUUGGACAUAUAAUGGAGAACAACUGCCGAGUAACGUACAUGCAGACGCAACUAAUACACACGCAUCAAGCAGUCGAUCACACAUGGAAUUUGAUGAACAAUUUAAUCUGAUCGAUGAAAUGGUUGGAAAUGCAUUUGGAGUAAAUGUGACAUAUGAUGAACCUCAGGAUUUUGAUGUGACAUAUUAUUAUUUGUAUUUGUGA
Molecule: messenger RNA, 450 nt
Organism: Lathyrus sativus (Indian pea)
Lineage: Eukaryota; Viridiplantae; Streptophyta; Magnoliopsida; Fabales; Fabaceae
Source: the annotation of a GenBank genome assembly